AUGUUCCCACACAUUUUGCUCCUAAUUAACGUCCUGCUGGACAGCUGAGCUGUUUCAAACAGGAAGCUGUUUAUAGAUAACGCUCGCAAACGUUGGGCCUGAUUCGCUGAAUGGUCGAAGAGCAGGAGUUGAGCCCGCUUCAAAUUAAAACCUAUCGGACUUUUGUAAAUAGUAGCAAUGAGGUCCAUCUGUGGUGCAGUGCCCUUUCAGUCAGCAGCUCAGCUACAGCGCCUCUUCUCUCAGCAAUUCUAAGGAGUAAGGGACAAGCUCAUUAUGAAGAGUGAUCUGGUUUUCUUUGUCUCUGUAAUUAGCCUUGCAUUCCUGUCUCUGCCAAGAUCUGGAUAUGCUCAGCAUAUUGCAGAGGAAUCCUGCUCUGUUCAGAUUCUGGUUCCAGGCCUCAAAGGGGAAAAUGGAGAAAAGGGGGAAAAAGGUGCUCCAGGCCGUCCUGGACGAGUUGGGCCUCCAGGGGAAAAAGGAGAAGUGGGAGACAAAGGGCAGAAAGGUAGCAUAGGGCGACAUGGAAAAGUUGGUCCCAUAGGCUCAAAAGGACAAAAAGGAGAUAAUGGAGAUAUAGGUCCACCUGGUCCUAAUGGAGAUCCAGGUAUUCCUUGUGAAUGUGGCCAGCUACGAACAGCCAUUGGUAAAAUGGAUAAUCAAGUGACCCUGCUAACAACAGAGCUGAAGUUCAUUAAAAAAGCACUGCCCUCCCCCGCAGCUGUUGCUGGUGUGCGUGAGACAGAUAAUAAGACAUACCUGCUGGUGAAAGAACAGAAGCAGUAUGUGGACGCCCAACUCUACUGCCAAGGAAGAGGAGGGACACUGAGCAUGCCCAAGGAUGAAGCCACCAAUAAUCUCAUUGCUUCUUACAUCAAUCAAGCUGGCCUCAGCCGAGUUUUCAUUGGCAUUAAUGACCUUGAGAAAGAAGGCAGCUUUGUCUACUCUGACCGAUCCCCUAUGCAGACCUUCAACAAGUGGAGCAGCGGUGAACCAAAUAAUGCUUAUGAUGAGGAGGACUGUGUAGAAAUGAUCACUUCUGGGGGCUGGAAUGAUGUGGCAUGUCACAUUACAAUGAAUUUUGUAUGUGAAUUUGACAAAGAAAAUGUUUAAUAAAGUUUCCCCCUGC
This is a messenger RNA of Pantherophis guttatus, 1123 nucleotides long. RefSeq names its product collectin subfamily member 11 (gene COLEC11). Lineage: Eukaryota; Metazoa; Chordata; Lepidosauria; Squamata; Colubridae. The record is from RefSeq and is a predicted model, not a curated record.